UUCUACAUCAUCUCGAACGGCAGCGUGUUGCUGGGUAGAUGGGAUUGCCUUUGCCGCAUCACAAAGGCCGCGGAUACGAUUUGUGUGCGCAGAUUGUUAUCGGGUCAGGUCACGGCGAGCGAGAGGCUGACAGCAAAGCGGCGUUGGAAGGGUCGGAAGAUUAAAGAAGGAGAUGGUGGCGAUACAGCUUGGGCUUGCCCCUGCUAGUUACUGCUACCCUUCCAUUCUCUUUCUUCCUCGAUUCCGCUUCUUAAAACGAAGACGGUUUGCUGUUGUUGCCAUGAGCAAUGAUCCUAUCACUGAGUGGAUUCUGUCGGAAGGGAAGGCGACGCAGAUUAAACGGAUUAGCCCCAUUGGAGGUGGCUGCAUAAAUCGUGCUAAUCGUUAUGAAACUGAUGCUGGUCCUUUCUUUGUUAAGACAAACAGGAGCAUUGGACCGUCCAUGUUCGAAGGGGAGGCUCUUGGUCUUGGUGCUAUGUACGAAACUGAAACAAUCCGUGUUCCGAGGCCAUUCAAGGUUGGAGCUCUGCCUACUGGUGGAUCAUACAUAAUCAUGGAAUACAUUGAAUUUGGUGCAGCUAGAUCUAACCAGUCUGAGUUAGGGAGGAAGCUUGCUGAAAUGCAUAAAGCUGGGAAAUCAGCAAAAGGCUUUGGCUUUGACGUGGACAAUACAAUUGGCAGUACUCCACAGAUAAACACAUGGACUUCGGAUUGGAUCGAGUUCUACGGAGAGCACAGAUUGGGAUAUCAACUGAAGUUGGCAUCAGAUCAGUAUGGUGAUUCAACCAUAUAUCAGAAAGGGCAAAGACUGGUGAAGAACAUGGCAGCCCUGUUUGAGAACAUUGUGAUAGAGCCAUGCCUGCUUCAUGGAGACUUGUGGAGUGGGAACAUCAGUUCAGACAAGAGCGGGGAGCCAGUUAUACUUGACCCUGCAUGCUAUUACGGACAUAGUGAAGCAGAAUUUGGGAUGUCAUGGUGUGCGGGUUUCGGAGGGGCAUUCUACAACGCUUACUUUGAGGUGACGCCGAAGCAAGCAGGGUUUGAGAAAAGGAGGGAUUUGUACAUGCUCUACCAUUACCUGAAUCAUUAUAAUCUCUUUGGUUCUGGAUACCGCUCCUCUGCCAUGUCCAUCAUAGAUGACUACCUCCGCUUGCUAAAUGUAUAGGCACAAAGAAACAAUCCUCCAUUGGGUCUAGUUUUCUGAACCAGAGAUGUAAAGCUGUUUCGGUGUAUAAUAACAAAACCCAGCUCUCUGGUCUCAUGGUGAAUUUUAUUAAAGAGAAAAGGUCUGAGAAGUAGGAAGCAAUAGAGGAAGAAAACAGAGCAUUGACCAGAGCAGGUGAUCGACUGUAUCCUCUUCUUUCCCGCAUAAUUCGCAUAUAUUAGCAAGAUGCAAACCUCUCUUCUUAAGGUUGCGUGAGAAUUUUCUUGAGUGAAGUGAGCCAAAUGAAAGUACAUACUUCAGUGGGGAUGGUGUGCCUCCACAUUGAACCGGCAGGAAAGUCGUUGAUUCCUGAAAAUUUGUCUUUCGUGAUAGCCCUGUACAUACAACGAACCGAAAAUGGAUGAUCCAUGUUAGGUAGCUAAUUUGGGCUCAAAUGUACACAUUUUACUUCUCAUUUCUUAUUCGAUAUUUUUAGUAGAUCACCGUUCCUCGACCUAUUUUACUCUAGGUUGUGCUUGUUUUGUUACAUUUCAAGUCCUAGCACGUGUGGGAAGGUCUGAGAGGAGUUUCAAGUCAUUCGGAGGUUAAAAUGAGCCAAAAAGUGGAGUUUGAGCCCUGUUCACGGGCUGGAGCUUCAGUUCACGGUCGCUAAGACUGUGAAGUGGAAGCCCAAACCGUGAAGUGACAAAUUUCCAGCACGGUUCUACAAAUUACUAGCAUCAAGUAAGUUCACGAUCUCUAAGACCGUGAACUGGCCAACGCAGCGGUGAACUGGGAACUUUCGACCAAAUAUGAAGACAAUAACGGAGAGAAAAAUGGGAUAUUAUAUUUAGAACGAGACAAGUUGUACACUUUUUAUCCUCGUUUCUCUUGGAGGUUUGUUGCAAUUGAGCUCCAAAAAGGGGUGGUUUUACGCUAGGUUUCGUGUGUUUCAGAUUCUAAUAGGUGAAACCAACCCCAGAAUAAAAAGGUUUCUAGACA
This is a messenger RNA of Linum trigynum, 2146 nucleotides long. The record is from the annotation of a GenBank genome assembly. Lineage: Eukaryota; Viridiplantae; Streptophyta; Magnoliopsida; Malpighiales; Linaceae.